GCGAUUGGUCAGAAUGCAUUUCAGUCAUGACAGAGCAUAGCUAUUCGUUAACGAUGAUUUGACUAGAGCGUUGGCGCCUUUGUAUUAUGUUGCGUCCAGUUACGGAGAAGAGUUCCACGUUACGAUUGGUUGACGAGUUCAUAUUCUUAUCGUAUUUGUGGUUGUGAACAUGGAGGUUUCUCACUCUGUGAAGGAGAGGACAAUAUCUGAAAACAGCUUGAUCAUUCUUCUUCAGGGACUUCAGGGACGUGCCACCACUGUUGACCUACGGGAUGAAAGUUCAGCCACAGGUACUGUCACCAAUGUGGAUGCUUUCAUGAACAUCCGAUUGGCCAUGGUCACCUACAAAGACAGACGAGGGAAGGAGACAGACCUUGAGGACAUUUUUAUUACAGGACGUAAUGUACGUUAUGUACACAUUCCAGAGGAUAUGGACAUUAUGCGCACCAUUGAAGGACAGUUGCAGAAGAUCCAAAAUAUUCGUGGAUUUGGUGGAAAGGGAAGAAAAGAGUUUCCUGCGAGAAAACCAAAGUGAGCCUUGGUUUCAAAAACAACUUUAAGAAAAGCAUCAGUUUAUAAUUUAACUUUAUGUGGAAAAUUCUAAUGCUUGGAUUUCCAGGCCAGUGACUGAGAAACUAAUAAAAGUGAACAUAAUGCUACAGAUUUAAUAAAUGUUUGAUUUUUAGCAAUUUAA
Messenger RNA from Spea bombifrons (plains spadefoot toad), 694 nucleotides. RefSeq names its product LSM10, U7 small nuclear RNA associated (gene LSM10). The coding region runs from base 170 to 535 and encodes 121 amino acids. Gene Ontology annotation, biological process: mRNA 3'-end processing by stem-loop binding and cleavage. The record is from RefSeq and is a predicted model, not a curated record. NCBI's taxonomy places the organism in Eukaryota, Metazoa, Chordata, Amphibia, Anura, Pelobatidae. Gene Ontology annotation, cellular component: cytoplasmic U snRNP body; nuclear body. The transcript is spliced from 2 exons. Gene Ontology annotation, molecular function: histone pre-mRNA DCP binding; U7 snRNA binding.